Messenger RNA from Punica granatum (pomegranate), 1222 nucleotides. The record is from RefSeq and is a predicted model, not a curated record. Lineage: Eukaryota; Viridiplantae; Streptophyta; Magnoliopsida; Myrtales; Lythraceae.
AAAUCUCAAUUAAACAAUACAAAUGUCCCCCAAUCUCCAAACUCCAAAUCUACCCAAUCCACAUCUUCCCCCCUUUUGAAUCAUCCAAAGUGUGCCCAAACCCAAGACACAAUCAUACAUCAUGUGACCCACUUGCUCAAUUUGUGCAUUAAGUGCUUAGUCCUCCUCAAAACCCUUGCCCUCUUAAAAUUAGCCACAUUCCCCGUGCCCUCUUGAGAAAUGAGAGCUUCUAGGGCACCCAAGAAGCAUAAGAGGCUUCAGCAGACUGGGUGCCGGACACUGUGUUGUAAUUGCCGGUUCAGCGUGUCCUCGUCCGAGGAAGCUGAGAGCAGUAGCUCGGACCGCUUCGCAUCAAUCUCGAGCCUCGCCCACGCGAUGGUACAAGAGAGGCUCGACCAGAUGAUAAGAGAGAAGCAAGAGGGGAGGCAUUACUCUGAGAGGAGGAAGCAUAGGGCAGUGGAGGAGGAAGUUAGUACUAAUGUUGGUACCACUAAGUUCGUGGUUAUGGUGGCAAUGGAGAAGAGCUCUUGCAACCCGAGAGCGGACUUCAGGGACUCCAUGGUUGAGAUGAUAACCGCAAACAAGAUCGAGGACCCCAAGGACCUGAGGUGCCUCUUGAAUUAUUACCUCACUAUGAAUUCAGACGAUUAUCGGGGGAUGAUUCUUGAAGUGUUCCACGAAGUCUGUACAGGCUUGUUUCUUUGCUGUAAAUGCCGUUACAGAUGAGCGCAAUUAUGUGCAGCCUUUCGAAUAUUAUCAUUUUUUGUCUAUUAUUGGAAGGAUUUACGGAAUGUGAAGUUUUCAAUGAAAUCACAGUACAGAUUGCUAGAAGAGAAAUUUGUCUUUGAAUAUUUACUCUUCAUUUCAUUCAUGAACUUUAAUUUCUUGAAAAUUCUUUUGAUGAGCUGUUAUCGAUGGUUGUACAUGUCUUGCUUUGCGUAUCUCAAUAUAACAGAAGUAAGUCCACGUAUUACUUAACCUAAAAUACAAGUGGAAUUAUUUCGGACUUUAAUUUGUAGUUUUUUUUUUCUUUUUUUGGGUAUAUACACUAUGGUAUUCGGAAGUCUCACGGCUCCUGCUUGAUCUAAUUCGAACCAAAUCGGCAACUUAGGAGGUAAAAACUCUCUCAAUUAUAGAUUUUCUACAUUUGCAAGUUGCGAAUACGAUUUGUAAUGCUUUUCUUAAUGGUUGAUAAUUUUAUGAGCCAGCGAAUUUUCUUUUU